GGGCUGCUGAGCGGCCUGGCCCAGGAAGCUUUCCACGGGCACCAGGGCAUCACGGAGGAGCUGCUGCGGAGCCAGCUCUAUCCGGAGGUGUCACUCGAGGAGUUCCGCCCCUUUCUGGCGAAGAUGAGGGGGAUUCUUAAGAGAGGUUGCCAUUUUUAUUGAAAAACCCGAGGCAGAAGUGUGUGUCAUUGAAGCAUUCAUAUUAGGUGAUAAUAUGGAAUCACUUUGCUCUGAUAUAUGAAGUUUACAUUGUAUGGAAUCUAUUGCAUCUGCAGACAUGGAUUUCAACCAGCUGGAGGCAUUCUUGACUGCUCAAACCAAAAAGCAAGGUGGGAUCACAUCUGACCAAGCUGCUGUCAUUUCCAAAUUCUGGAAAAGCCACAAGACAAAAAUUCGAGAGAGCCUAAUGAACCAGAGCCGUUGGGACAGUGGGCUUCGGGGCCUGAGUUGGAGAAUUGACGGCAAGUCGCAGUCAAGGCAUUCAGCUCAAAUUCACACCCCUGUUGCUAUAAUGGAGCUGGAAAUAGGGAAAAAUGGACAGGAAUCUGAAUUUCUGUGUUUGGAAUUUGAUGAAGUCAAGGUCAAUCAACUCCUAAAGAAGCUCUCAGAGGUAGAAGAAAGUAUCAGCACACUGAUGCAGCCAGCCUAGCUGAAAAUGGAGUUGUUGAAGCAAAGGUGUUCAUGAUCGUUCCCCAGUGACCUGGGGUUUUUGUUGUUGUUUUGUUGUUUUUUUAAAAAAUCUUUUCCCCCCAUUAGUAUUAAAUACUCAAAUUCAAAUCUUGCCUGUCUCUGCUUGCUGGGAUUUCUUUCUCUUUCCCUUUCAUUCACUCUUACAGUUGUACUACUUGCAGCAUGUAGAGGUGCUCAUAAAAGCAUUUUAUUAUUUUUUUUAAGAUUUUAUUUUUAAGUAAUCUCUACAUCCAGCGUGGGGCUCGAACUCACAACCCUGAGGUCAAGAGUCACAUGCUCCACUGACUGAGCCGGCCCGGUGCCCCAUCAUAAAGGCAUUUUAAAAAGAAGGCUUCCAGGACUGUAUCCCUAGACUUGAAUUCUGUAGGACUAGGUGGAGUCAACUUUAGAAACCCUUGCUAUGAUGGUUUGUUCCUGGAGUAGGAUUUUAGGAAUUUAUACAUGAUAAAUGAUGGAAGAAUUAGAAAGAGGGCAAGAAAACAUUUUUUUUUUUUUAAGAUUUUAUUUAUUUAUUUGACAGAGAGAGACACACAGCGAGAGAGGGAACACAAGCAGGGGGAGUGGGAGAGGGAGAAGCAGGCUCCCCGCAGAGCAGGGAGCCCGAUGUGGGACUCGAUCCCAGGAACCUGGGAUCAUGACCUGAGCCGAAGGCAGACGCUUAAUGACUGAGCCACCCAAGCACCCAAGAAAACAUUUUUAAAAAAGAUUUUAUUUAUUUAUUUGGCAGAGAGAGAGCAGGAGAGCUCAAGUAGUGGGAGCGGCAGAGGGAGAAGCAGGCCCCUGUCAAGCAGGGAGCCCAGUGCGGGGCUCGAUAAUGACCUGAGCUGAAGGCAGUCGCUUAACCAACUGAGCCACCCUGGUGCCCUGGAAGAAAACAUUUUAUUCAUGCAAAUACAAGGCUGACCAAAAGCCAUGUGUCUUCAACUGAGGCUUAGAGGAGCCUGCCUAACCUAGAAAAGGUUUACUGACCCUGGUAAAACCUGCAGUGCUCCUGGACCUGAUUCAGGCAUUUGGAUUCAUCUUCACUAAAUCUGGGGGAUCUGGUUUGAUCCAAACCACUGAGAAACUUGGGCUUUUCUGGAACCUAGAACUAAACGGUCCUUGUCACAAAGGGACUCCCUUCGCUUACCUCAAGUCAGGAUUGUAUGAAGGGAAAAAUGUCUGCUGAGGUCUUUCACAUCAGAAAAUUUUACUUGGGUCAUCGCAUAAAACCUCUUCAAGAAAACUAAUGUAGGGGCACCUGACUGGCUCAGUCGGUAGAACAUGAGACUCUUGAUCUUGGGGUUGUGGGUGUAGAAAUUAGUUAAAAAAUAAAUAAAAAUUUAAAAAGUUAAAAGAAAGAAAGAAAACUAGUGUAAAAACUAGGUCCUCAUAGAGAAGUUAUACCAAACACCAAGAAUACUCUAAAAGGAGGAAGCUGUCAACCAGUAUAUUGAGGCCAUGGCCCUUGUUUAACAGGUUUUAUCGUCUGAUACUGACAACAUUUAGAAACCCCAGGUACCUUUGAGAUGUAAUGUGUUCAAAAAAUGUAGUUCUCUUGGUCAGUGGUUACACCAUAUGUCAGUUCUAAUGAGUUUAUUCUAGGGCAGGAAUAAGUUCUCUGCUGUUAAACAUUUCCUCCUAAAUCAGUUUGCAGACAUUUUAGGAACUCUUCCAACACCCAAGCUGAAAAUAUUGGCUUCCUGUCUGAUUAAAACCAUCCCAGCAGUUAGCAAACAAUGACCAGAAGGUCUUAAAUGUAGCCCCUGUGGACCCUUGAGAAAACAUCUUGAAACAGUAUGGUAAAUAGAUUCAGAGAAAGCGUGUGGUUUGGCCAAAGAACUAUUAAAACUUGCUUUCUGUUUCCAGGGCUACUGUCAUGUGAUCCAGGAGAAUUUAGAUAAUGUCUUCUACUAUAAAAUGGAGGAAAAGAGUAUCCCAACAUAUAGUGGGAUUCCAGAUGUCAUUGGAAGGAAGAACUGUAGCUACCACAUUAGUAUUGACUCACAUAUCCAGUGAAAGUCUGUGAAAGCCUAAAAGAACAAUCCAUGGGCUCACAGGGAGAGGAAAUCAUUGUUGUGGUUUGAAGCUCUGUUGAGGUCAUCCUAUAAAAUUCAUAGCCACAAAAGUGGAUAUAGGCUUUUUAUCAUAACCCCCAAACCCUAGGUCAUUAGAAAAUCUGUUAAUGUAUACUGAGUUUUUCAUAAUAAUAAUAAUAGUAGUAAAAGAAACUGGUUGCUGAAGGUGGUGCCACACUUAACACUAAACAUUUCGGAACACAAGUGGUUUUAGACAGGGCGUGUUUGUGUGUGGUAUAUUUAGUGGUGAUUUUUUAAAUACCUGAUUUCCAAAGGAAUAUAUGUUUAUUAUAGUCUAUUGUGAGAAAUCAGACCACAGUAAGGACAGUUAAAUGACCUAUCGGCCUAACCUACAGAGACAACAGAAAGAAGGCUGGAACUAGGUGAAGAGUUGCCUUUCCUUAAAUAAAUUUCUGGAAGUGGAACACAUGGUUUUUAAGACUUUGAUAGAUAUUACCAAAUAGUUCUCCAGAAAUGUUAUAUCAGUUUGUAUAACCUCUAAGAAAGUAUGAAAAUAAAUCACCCCCUUUCUUGCCUAAUUGGAUAGUAUGUUUUUUUUGUUUUGUUUUAAUUUUGGGGAACUGACUUGUUUUUGUAAAUCUUUGCAAGGGACAUUUAAACCAGGAAUUCUCCCUGGGAAUAGUGCAAGCGUGGAGAAAGGACCAGGGAAGGAGAAAACUGGCAUAAGGGUCCCAGCAGAUGCCACUAGGUUUCUUACCUUGGUAAUCCUAGGUUAAAAUCACUUUAUUUUGAGUUCAAGAAAUGUGGGGUAAAAUUAAAAUAGGCUUUAUCCUGAUUUAGGCCUUGCAGAAAUUGUCCCUACUUGAGCAAUAAGCACUCUAACUUCAGUCUGUUUAGAGACAGUCCAGGCAAGCCAAAAUUUGCUUUUAUAAUAGAGUCAGAAAGAAACUUCAGCAUUCAGUAGUUUCAUGUUGAUAGGAGCAAAGGAUUUGGCCUUAAUCUCAGGCCUGGCUUUUCUUGGAAGCUCUGGUUUCUAUUGGCUUCAUCAGGGAAGGCUUAAAUUUUACCGUUACAGCCUCCCCUUUCCUUUACUUAACCUCUCUUCCUGUAGUGUUAUUUUUUUUUUAAUCCUCUUUAUUUCACUCAUCCUGUCUACCCACCUCCCCUCUGGCAACCACCAAUUUGUUCUCUAUAUUCAAGAGUCUGUCUUUUCCUUGUUCAUUUGUUUUAUUUUUUAAAUUCCACGUAUGAGUGAAAUCAUAUGAUAUUUGUCUUUCUCUGACUUAUUUCACUUAGCAUUAUACUCUCUAGAUCCAUCCAUGUUGCUGCAAAUGUCAAGAUUUCAUUCUCUUAAAAAAAAAAAAGAUUUCAUUCUCUUUUAUGGCUGAAUAAUAUUUUUGUGUGUGUGUGUGUGCGUGCGCAUGCGUGUGUGUACCACAUCUUCUUUAUCCACUUGUAUAUGGAUGGACACUUGAGUUUCUUCCACAUCUUGGCUAUUGUAUAUAAUGCUGCAGUAAACAAAGAGGUGCAUUUAUCUUUUUGAAUUAAUAUUUUCUUUGGGUAAAUAUCCAGUAGUGGAAUUACUAGAUCAUGUGGUAACCUGUUUUUAAUUUUUUGAGGAACCUUCAUACUGUUUUCCGUAGUGGCUGCACCAAUUGGCGUUCUCACCGAAAGUAUAGAAGGUUUCCCUUUUCUCCAUAUUCUUGCCAACAUUUGUUAUUUCUUGUCUUUUUGAUUUUAGCUAUUCUGACAAGUGUGAGGUGAUAUGUCAUUGUUGUUUUGAUUUGCAUUUCCCUGAUGAUUAACUAUGCUGAGUAUCUUUUCAUAGAUCUAUUGGUCAUUUGUAUGUCUUUUUUGGAAAAAAUGUCUUUUCAGGUUUUCUGCCCAUUUUAGAUUAUUUGGUGUUUUUUUGUCUUCUUUAAUGAUGAUUCAAAAGGAACUGUAGCACUUAAAAAUUUCAUUUGACUUAGUCUCUCCCAGAUGCAAGAAGGCAGUGAAAAGCAAAGGAUGACAUUUAGUAUCUGAAUCUUUAAUAGCUGACACGGUGUCAAGCUAACAGUUACUGAAAUUCUUUUUUUAGACCUGAGUGAAAAUUUGGAAAACAGAAUAUGUAUAGAAAUUCAAGGAAAUUAAAUGAUAAACAGAUGUUGGAAAAUAAUGUUUUCUGAAGUACACAAUAAAUACCUAAACCAGUGAAGAGACAGGAUAAGAAGGAAGACUUCUAGAGUCAGCUCAAAAAUGAUUGGGUAUUUUUCUAAAAGAACGGGAUGCUGGAAGGGAUGGUCUUAGUAGGACAAUUGCCCCUUAUAACUUUAGCUGUCCCAACUUUCCAGCCAAAAUUUUUUCAAUAUCUUAGAUGGUGACUUAGCUAGCAGAAGGGGAAACCCAAACAGAACAUAAGUAGUUUGCAAAGUAUACAGUUUUUUACCUCAAAAUUCGAGAAAUAGCAUUUUUUUUUUUUUUUUAAUCUAAGUUCAGUCAGUUCUCAGUUCUCCCUUACCUGGGGAUGGCCAUGACUGUCAUAGCAUCAUGACUGAAUACAGCACUGAAGUAACUUUUGUUAUAAGGGAACCUGCCUAGGCCUGCUUUCUGUCAGGUAAAUGGUACGUAUAUUAUCAGAAUAAAAUACUAAACCUGUAUGUGAGCAUAUAGCAAAAUAUGAGUAUUUAUAUCAUUAACUCACCAAGGACUAUAAUUAGGCUUUUUGUUUCUCUUUUACCUACCUACUCUUGGCUAGUUUUGUUUUGUUUUGUUUUCUUCUCUUUUCUUGUAGGCUCCAUGCCCAAUGUGGGGCUUGAACUCAAAACCCUGAGAUCAAGAGUUGCAUGCUCUACCGACUGAACCAGCCAGGUGCCCCUUGGCUAGAUUUCUGUUUCAAAUUCUGUUUAUUCACAGGAGGAAGUGGGGAAAUAUGGAUUGCACAAGUGCAGGAAGAGAUUAAACUGUUAGUUUAAAAAGAAAUUUAGGCUAGGGGCGCCUGGGUGGCUCAUUCGUUAAGUGUCUGCCUUUGGCUCAGGUUAUGAUCGCAAGGUCCUGGGUUUGAGCCCGCAUCGGGCUCCCUGCUCGGCGGGAAGCCUGCUUCUUCCUCUCCCAUUCCCCUUGCUUGUGUUCCCUCUCUCGCUGUGUCUCUCUCUGUCAAAUAAAUAAAAUCUUAAAAAAAAAUUUUUUUUAGGCUAAAAAAUGAAAAUAGUUAAAAUCCUUAAUACUGUUAUUAUAUUUUUUUACUUUAGAGAAAUAAAAAUAAAUUGGGGAAUUUUAUGAUUCAUAAAUAGUGGCUGUUUUUAGAAUCAUGGCUAAGAUUUGGCACUGAUCUCAAAAUGACUGGGAAGCUUUUGGUAGAAGCCAUUUUGCCAUCUGGCAAACAUCUGGACAGAUGGGCAGAGGACUUUCACAAGGCCAUGGUCGGGAAGAGACCUCAGGGCAGUAUCUUCCAUUUCCAUAUUCUAUCUGCCAAACCCUCCAAAAGAAUAUGUGCUUGAAAAAAAUACCUGUGUCCUUGCUCAAUGUGACAGUUCCUACAGUGAUGGCUUUUGUAUGCAGAUAUGACCUACAGGAUGUGAGGUCCUGUGUCAUUUGCAACCUGCAUCCACGUUAGACCUGUUUCUGUGCUGAGGCUGCUGAGGCUCUUUGUAGAGCCUAAUAAUGUUUCUGAUGUUUCUGAUGACCUUGGCCUCACUGUCCACUCAAUGCCACUCAUUCUUGGAUGCAAUGUGCAAGAUGAGUCUGUUGCCACGUGGGGCUUCCUGGCUAUCCUCAGUACCCAGGUAGGCAGCAGACUGUCUUUAUCCUCCCUAGACAACCAUGACCCAAGCUUGCUAAAUAUACCAUAACUCUUGGCCAUUACUUCAUUGUAACAAUGUCUGUAGUGAAUUUUGUAGCAGCUACUUCCUCAUUAGUAUGGUUUUCUCAACAUGAUCUAGCCAUGGUGCCAUGGAACAGAGGUCAAAAAAAUUUUUUUUAACAUUUUAAUUAUAAAAAUAAUACAUGCUCAUUAGGGGGACCCGGGUGGCUCAGUCAGUUAAACACCCAACUCUUGAUUUGGGCUCAGGGCCUGAUCUCAGGGUCAUGAGAUUGAGCCCUGUAUCAGGUUCUGCACUAGGUGUGGAGUCUGCUUUGGAUUCUCUCUCUCCCUGUCCCUCUGUCCCUCCCUUGCUCUCUCUCUAAAAAAAAAAAAAAAAAUACUAUGGAUACAUGCUCAUUAAAAAAUUACUCAUAAUUUUUUAUUUUUUCAUAGUUUAAUUUUUAAAUCAGAGCAAAACUGGAGCAAAACAUGAUUCUCCCUUGCUUUCUGCUUUAAAAAAGAAAACUCUCUCCUGAGGUGCCUGGCUGGCUCAGUCAGUAGAUCAUGCAACUCUUGGCCUCAGGGUUGUUAGUCUGAGCCCCACAUUGGGUGAAGAGAUUACUUAAAAAUCUUUAAAAAAAAAAUAAAAAUAAAAAGUCUCUAUCCCUAGAAGUAGUUGUUAUAACAGUUUGGUGUGUUUCCUUCCAGAUACUUUCUAUGCACACAAAAAUAUAUUACUAGUUAUACUUUCAAAGCAUCAUUUUAGAAGGCAUUGAUCACAGCUGAAAGAUACAACAAAAAAGAAAAACACGCUACAGGGAAUAAGAGAUUAGAUGAUACAGAAGAAUGGAUCAGUCAUCUGGAAGACAUGGUAAUGGAAAUCUCCGAAGCUGAACAGUAAAAAGAAACAAGAAUUUUUAAAAAUGAGGAUAAGUUUAAGGGACUUCUGGAACAACAUCAAGCAUAAUAACAUUUGAAUCAUAGGGGUCUCAGAGGGAAAAGAGAGAGAAGCAGGCAGAAAACUUACUUGGAGAAAUAAUAGCUGAAAACUUUUUUGACCUGGGAACAGAUAUCCAGGUUCGAAAGGCAAAGAGAGUUCCAAACAAGAUGAACUGAAAGAGAUCCACACCAAAAUAUAUCAUAAUUAAAAUUAAAAAAUAAAAGGAAUAAGAGAAAAGCAAUUAGUUACAUAUAACGGCUUGUCCAUAAGACUAUAAGCUAAUUUUUCAGCAGGAACUUUGUAGCUAGAAGGGAAUGGCACAAUAUAUUCAAAGUACUGAAAGUAAAAAACUUAUAACCAAGAAUACUCUAACUGGCAAGGUUAUCAUUCAUAUUGAAGGGGAGAUACAGAGUUUCCCAGAUAAGCAAAAGCUAAAAGAGUUUGUUACCACUAAACUGGCUUUACAAGACAUACUAAAGGGACUUCUUUAAGCAGAAAAGAAAAGGCUGUAAAUAGAAAUAAGAAAAUAUAUUUUUUAAAAAAUAUCACUGAUAAAGGCAAACAUAUAGUAGAGGUAGUGGAUCAACCAUUUAUAAAGCUAGUAUGCAAGUUAAAAGAUAAAAGUAGUGAAACCAACUAUAUCUACAAUAAUUAGUUAAGGGAUACACAAAAUGAAAAGUUGUAAAGUAUGAUGUCAAAAACAUAAAAUGGAGCUAAAAUGUAAUGCUUUUAGAAUGCAUUUGAACUUAGAUGACCACCAACUUAAAAUAGACUGGUAUAUAUAAGGUUGUUUUUUGUGAACUUCAUGAUAACCACAAGCCUAUAAUAGAUACACAAAAAAUAAAAAAGAAUCCAAACAUAACAUUAAAGAUAAAAUCAUUAAAUCACAAGGGAAGUGUGCAAGAGAAGAUGAAAGGAACAGAGAACUAUAAAAACAACCAGAAAACAACAAAAUGACAAUAAAUACAUACCUAUCAAUAAUUACUUUAAAUGGAAGUGGACUAAAUGCUUAAAUUGAAAAACAAAGGGUGGCUGAAUGGAUAAAAUACAAGACCCAUCUGUAUGCUUCCUACAAGAGACUAACUUCAGAUCUAAAGACACACAAAGGGUGAAAAUGAAAGGAUAGAAAAAGAUAAUCCAUGCAAAUGGAAAUAAAAGUUGGGGUAGCAAUACUUUUAUCAAACAGACUUUAAAAUAAAGCCUAUAACAAGAGAUAAAGAAGGGCAUUGCAUAGUGAUAAAGGGCUCAAUCCAUCAAGAAGAUAAAACUCUUGUAAAUAUUUCUGCACCCAGUGAAGGAGCACCUAAAUAUAUAAAGCAAAUAUUAACAGACAAAAAGGGAGAAAUUGACAGUAAUACAGUAAUAGUAUUAACUCUCCACAUCUAUCAGCAGAUCAGACAGAAUUGUGAAGGAUAGACAGUAUGUCUUUGGAUCUGGAGGUGGAAAGGAAACACAUUUCCAGGAAUGUGUGGGGUCACACCUCUUCAUAGAAAGGGUCUUUUUUUUUUUUCCUUGGUGGAUGUUUACAAACCUGGGUCAUACCUGGCUCAUCAUCUGGAGCUCAGGUUCUUGGUGAUGAGCUGUUAUAAAUCAAGAGCUGAGAAAAGGGAGAUGAAUGCAGUUAUGUUCCCAUGGAAGACAAACAAAGCUAAACAUAGCCAGAGUAAGAGAACCUUGACUGCUAACAGACAUGGGACUGUGCAAGUGAACAAACCCCAGAGCUCACUCUGUCCUUGGGGAAUUGAGGCCAGAAACAGUUUCUGUAGCAUCCCUAGCAGAGCUGUGGACUCAUUCCGACUUGAUUGGGAAGGGAGGUGAGGUCUGUUGUUAUUGUAAGAGUUGCUUAUCUUCCUUCUGAAGAGAACCCCUGGGGCCUAGAUUCUAGAAAAGGAAGGGAAAUUGAGGAGAAUGUUCUUAGGGAGGAAAAAUUUUCCUCCACUAUUGAAGAUUCUUUUGGUUGGUCUAAAAAUUAAAUUGACAUAAGAUAUUAACAGAAGAAAAUAAAAUUUAAUUAUGUAUGUAUUGGGGUUCCAUAAGAAUAGGAGGCCCACAGGUGACAUCAGGCAAUUGAGGCUUAUAUUGCCAUUCUGAAUGAAGGAGAAUAGGAUAGGGGUCUGGGACUUCAAAGGGAAGGAAGACAAUUCACAGGAAGAUGAAAAAGAGUAAAUAUGUUUGGUAAACAAAUGUUUGCUAGGCCAUACAGAAACAGUGGGAACAGGAAUUUUAACAGACUUUACCAAGUUCCUUCCUGUCUGCCACCCCUAGUUUAUAUUAUGCUGUGGUUAUCUAUGGUGAUAGCUCCCUUCCUGGAGGAGGUCCUCCAUCUAAAUUGUUCUAGGCAGUGAGAGGAAGGUCAAAGAUUCUUCCUGAACCUUCUGUCUCUUCAAAAUAAUCAGCCUAAAACGCACAUUUUCCUUCCCUACAGUACAGCCUUUGAAACUUCUCCAAGAAGUUCACAGUUUACAAGUUGAGUUGGCAGAUUGUUUCAUCUUACUGAGUUGGUCCUUUAGUCCUGAGAAUAGGUCAGUUCAGUUAAACUCAUUUCAGCAGGCUGUGAUGCAGGUACACUUCCAAAGUAGGCUUGUGGUUCAAAUACUCAGGUAUUAAACGAGGCAUUUCUAGGGAAAUAAAAAUAGUGGGUAACGAGUGGAGCAAAUUAUAAACCAGUUUCUGAGUUGUGAUAGCAGCCAAUUUAGGAGACUUUUAAAUGUCCAGCUCAAGGUAUCUUUGGGUGGAGUGAAGGCAGGCAGUGGCAAUCUGCUAGAUUUUCCUUGGUUGCAAAUGAAUGCCCCCGAUGAUCAUUCUGAGUGACUACACAACAAUUGGCACAAGCAUUAUCCAUACAUGAGCGGUUGUAGUGAUUUCUCAAAGUUUAUAAAGGCAUUCAUAUUCAGUUUAUAGGGCUUCAGGGGAAAGGACACUUUUAGUUUUCAAUGAUUCCAAGUCAGAAGGGCAGAAGGGCAGGUAUUUUGGAGGGCUGUAGCCAGACAUUAGAAGAAACAAGAGUUCAGGAUUUAGUCCAGUUUACAAUGAGAAUCUAAUAUCCACAAGGUGUGCCAUUGAAACGGUUUUUUUCUCUCAACAGUCACCCUCAUUUCUACCAAAGAUAGCCUAAUUAAGACUAAUUUGUUUGCAAACUAAACCUUGUUUCAAUAAACUUGGCUUGAUUAUUUCUACAAGUGCAACAGGAAGAGCAAUUGAUCAUGUAGCUUCUUUUAAAUCUACUUUGCUGGGACCUUUCAGAAGGAAUCUCCAAAUUGUACUUUUUAGCUGCCAAAUACUUGUCAUUAGACUUUGCCUGCAAUACCUAUAGCUUUGGGUUACUUUAUCUCUUCUCCAGGUCCCCAAAAUAUCCUGAGGUUCCUGCACCUGCCAGGAAGUGACCUUUUUCACUCACCUGGUAAGGCUGCUGGGAACACUGUAAGCAAGGCAUCUGGCUGAUACUUCCAAAGGGCUUUAUUGGUUCCAUUAAGUCAACCUUAGUUUCUUAAAGCUGUCCAGUCGUAUAUGAAUCUAUGUACAUCUCUCAAAUAUGACAUUACAGUCAAAGCCUAGGUAAUAUAAUCAAUGUUUCCAGUUGUGUCAUUACAAGAACAGAUUCUUAUUGAACUUAUGCAAAAAUAUGUUGCCAUAAGAGUAAGAAUAUUCAUUAAGAGCUUUUGAAUUCUAGAGGGAUACAGUAGGGAGAAAAAGAUACAUGUUUCAGUUCUGCUUGCACAGGUACAAUUUACCAAGUUGCUGUAAGGCAUAGUUAAAGAGGAAAUGUUUCCUUUUAUCUGGAAAAUUAAAAAUUACAGAACAGCACUAUUAUAAACAGAAAUUGAUAAAAAUUAUAUUCAUUUCCUCAGUUUAUUCAGUCCCAUAUAAUUCAUUUUUGUUCUUGAACAAGUUCCUGUUUCUCUAUUCUAGAAAUUUUAUCAAGUUCAGAUUUAUGAUCUUAAAGUUAUCAGAAAUCCAAUACAAGCAUUUUUGCGGGAACACUUUUGUAAAAGCAUUAGAGCAAAAGAAUAACUGUCUGUAAAUGACAAAAAACUUUAAAAUGGCCUGGUUAAAGCUCUGAUUAGGGUUCAUUACAAUGCAAUUGACAAGGAAAUUUGGUUAUUUCUGUGACAUACAACAUUUUAAGAUAAUAACUAAAAUUAUGACUGAUGACAUGCCAGGACUUAUCAGAAUUUUUAGGAAUUUUAUACAAUUUCUAGAACACUUACAUUAAUAUUUACCCAUACAAUAUAAUUUUAAAAGAUUAUUCAUUUAUUUGACAAUGUUUUUCAUGUAAUUUAACAUAUUAAAUAAGCCUAGUUCGUUUAACAUCUUUUAUAAGGAGAGAGAAAAAUCUUGUGGUUUUUCAAGAACGCUCUGAAAAAUUCCAGUUAUUUUGAGGUUAAAACAGCUUCAUUUAAGGUUUAAAUUUUGGAUAGUUUGUCAAAAUGUCAAAAGGGUUUUUUUUUAAUGUUAUGUUAAUCACCGUACAUUAUGUCAUUAGUUUUUGAUGUAGUGUUCCAUGAUUCAUUGUUUGCGUAUAAUACCCAGUGCUCCAUUCAGUACGUGCCCUCUUUAAUACCCAUCACCAGGCUAACCCAUCCCCCCACGCCCCUCCCCUCUAGAACCCUCAGUUUGUUUCUCAGAGUCCAUAGUCUCUCAUGGUUCAUCUCCCCCUCCAAUGUCCCCCCCCUUCAUUUUGCCCUUCCUGCUAUCUUCUUUUUUUUUUUUUUUAAAUAUAUAAUGUAUUAUUUGUUUCAGAGGUACAGGUCUGUGAUUCAACAGUCUUAUACAAUUCACAGCGCUCACCAUAGCACAUACCCUCCCCAGUGUCUAUCACCCAGCCACCCCAUCCCUCCCACCCCUCACCACUCCAGCAACCCUCAGUUUGUUUCCUGAGAUUAAGAAUUCCUCAUAUCAAUGAGAUCAUAUGAUACACGUCUUUCUCUGAUUGACUUAUUUCACUCAGCAUAAUACCCUCCAGUUCCAUCCACGUCAUUGCAAAUGGCAAGAUUUCAUUCCUUUUGAUGGCUGCGUAAUAUUCCUGUGUGUGUGUGUAUGUGUGUGUAUACCACAUCUUCUUUAUCCAUUCAUCUGUCAAUGGACAUCUUGGCUCUUUCCAUAGUUUGGCUAUUGUGGACAUUGCUGCUAUAAACAUUGGGGUGCAUGUACCCCUUUGGAUCCCUACAUUUGUAUCUUUGGGGUAUAUACCCAGUAGUGCAAUUGCUGGGUCGUGUGGUAGCUCUGUUUUCAACUUUUUGAGGAACCUCCAUACUGUUUUCCAGAGUGGCUGCACCAGCUUGAAUUUCCACCGAGAGUGUAGGAGGGUUCCCCUUUCUCUGCAUCCCCGCCAACAUCUGUCGUUUCCUAACUUGUUAAUUUUAGCCAUUCUGACUGGUGUGAGGUGGUAUCUCAUUGAGGUUUUGAUUUGGAUUUCCCUGAUGCCGAGCGAUGUUGAGCACUUUUUCAUGAGUCUGUUGGCCAUUUGGAUGUCUUCUUUGGAAAAAGGUCUGUUCAUGUCUUCUGCCCAUUUCUUGAUUGGAUCAUUUGUUCUUUGGGUGUUGAGUUUGAUAAGUUCUUUUUUUUUUUUUUAAGUUUGAUAAGUUCUUUAUAGAUUUUGGAUAUUAGCCCUUUAUCUGAUAUGUCAUUUGCAAAUAUCUUCUCCCAUUCUGUCAGUUGUCUUUUGGUUUUGUUGACUAUUUCUUUUGCUGUGCAAAAGCUUUUUAUCCUGAUGAAGUCCCAAUAGUUCAUUUUUGCCUUUGCUUCCCUUGCCUUUAGCAAUGUUUCUAGGAAGAAGUUGCUGCGGCUGAGGUCAAAGAGGUUGCUGCCUGUGUUCUCCUUUAGGACGUUGAUGGACUCCUGUCUCACACUGAGGUCUUUCAACCAUUUUGAGUCUAUUUUUGUGUGUGGUGUAAGGAAAUGGUUCAGUUUCAUUCUUCUGCAUGUGGCUGUCCAAUUUUCCCAACACCAUUUGUUGAAGAGACUUUUUUCCAUUGGACAUUCUUUCCUGCUUUGUCAAAGAUUAGUUGACCAUAGAGUUGAGGGUCCAUUUCUGGGCUCUCUAUUCUGUUCCAUUGAUCUAUGUGUCUGUUUUUGUGCCAGCACCGUACUGUCUUGAUGAUUACAGCUUUGUAGUAGAGCUUGAAGUCCGGAAUUGUGAUGCCACCAGCUUUACUUUUCUUUUUUUUUUUUUUUUAAAGAUUUUAUUUAUUUAUUUAUUUGAGACAGAGAGAAUGAGAGACAGAGAGCAUGAGAGAGAGGAGGGUCAGAGGGAGAAGCAGACUCCCUGCCGAGCAGGGAGCCCGAUGCGGGACUCGAUCCCGGGACUCCGGGAUCAUGACCUGAGCCGAAGGCAGUUGCUUAACCAACUGAGCCACCCAGGCGCCCUACUUUUCUUUUUCAACAUUCCUCUGGCUAUUCGGGGUCUUUUCCGGUUCCAUACAAAUUUUAGGAUUAUUUGUUCCAUUUCUUUGAAAAAAGAGGAUGGUAUUUUGAUGGGGAUUGCAUUGAAUGUGUAGAUUGCUCUAGGUAGCAUUGACAUCUUCACAAUAUUUGUUCUUCCAAUCCAUGAGCAUGGGACAUUUUUCCAUUUCUUUGUGUCUUCCUCAAUUUCUUUCAUGAGUAUUUUAUAGUUUUCUGAAUACAGAUCCUUUGCCUCUUUGGUUAGAUUUAUUCCUAGGUAUCUUAUGGUUUUGGGUGCGAUUGUAAAUGGGAUCGACUCCUUAAUUUCUCUUUCUUCUGUCUUGUUGUUGGUGUAUAGGAAUGCCACUGAUUUCUGUGCAUUGAUUUUAUAUCCUGCCACUUUACUGAAUUCCUGUAUGAGUUCUAGCAGUUUUGGGGUGGAGGCUUUUGGGUUUUCCACAUGAAGUAUCAUAUCAUCUGCAAAGAGUGAGAGUUUGACUUCUUCCUUGCUGAUUCGGAUGCCUUUUAUUUCUUUUUGUUGUCUGAAUGCUGUGGCUAGGACUUCUAAUACUAUGUUGAAUAGCAGUGGUGAUAGUGGACAUCCCUGCCAUGUUCCUGACCUUAGGGGGAGAGCUCUGUUUUUCCCCAUUGAGAAUGAUAUUUGCUGUGGGUUUUUCAUAGAUGGCUUUUAUGAUACUGAGGUAUGCACCCUCUGUCCCUACACUCUGAAGGGUUUUGAUCAAGAAAGGAUGCUGUACUUUGUCAAAUGCUUUUUCUGCAUCUAUUGAGAGGAUCAUAUGGUUCUUGUUCUUUCUUUUAUUAAUGUAUUGUAUCACAUUGAUUGAUUUGCGGAUGUUGAACCAACCUUGCAGCUCAGGGAUAAAUCCCACUUGGUUGUGGUGAAUAAUCCUUUUAAUGGACUGUUGGAUCCUAUUGGCUAGUAUUUUGGUGUUCAUCAAGGAUAUUGGUCUGUAAUUCCCCUUUUUGAUGGGGUCUUUGUCUGGUUUGGGGAUCAAGGUAAUGCUGGCCUCAUAGAACAAGUUUGGAAGUUUUCCUUCCAUUUCUAUUUUUUGGAACAGUUUCAGAAGAUUAGGUAUUAAUUCUUCUUUAAGUGUUUGGUAGCAUUCCCCUGGGAAGCCAUCUGGUCCUGGGCUUUUGUUUGUUGGGAGAUUUUUGAUGACUGCUUCAAUUUCCUUAGUGGUUAUGGGUCUGUUCAGGUUUUCUAUUUCUUCCUGGUUCAGUUUUGGUGUUUAUACAUCUCUAGGAAUGCAUCCAUUUCUUCCAAAUUAUCUAAUUUGCUGGCAUAUAGUUGCUCAUAAUAUGUUCUUAUAAUUGUUUGUAUUUCUUUAGUGUUGGUUGUAAUCUCUCCUCUUUCAUUCAUGAUUUUAUUUAUUUGGGUCAUUUCUCUUCUCUUUCUGAUAAGUCUGUCCAAGGGUUUAUCAGUCUUGUUAAUUCUUUCAGAGAACCAGCUGCUAGUGUCAUUGAUCUGUUCUACUGUUCUUUUGGUUUCUAUUUCAUUGAUUUCUGUUCUGAUCUUUAUUAUUUCUCUUCUCCUUCUGCAUUUAGGCUUUAUUUGCUGUUCUUUCUCCAGCUCCUUUAGGUGUAAGGUUAGGUUGUAUAUUUGAGACCUUUCUUGUUUCUUGAGAAAGGCUUGUAUUGGUAUAUACUUUCCUCUUAGGACUGCCUUUGCUGCAAUGUCAAAAAGGUUUUAAAACACUUCGCCAUAUAGGAUCAGAGAUCACUGUGAAACAUUACCUAGUUAUCCGCUUAACCAUGGUGACAAAGACUUUGCAGACAAACACAGAAAAUUAAAUGAUCAUAAAAAGGAAAAACUUAGCUCUUUCCAUAUUGAGAAGAUUCUAUUUUCUUAAGUAAUCCAAGGCCUGAUAAAGACAACAUGAAGCACAGGACCUUAUUUUGAUAAAAUACAGAAUAUUUGUUUUCUAGACAGAUUACACUAAGAGCAAAGAAAAACCCUUUAUAAUCUCUUAAUAUCAAGAGCAGACCAAUAGUUUAAGAAGACCAUCCUUUGAACAGAGAGAAAAACCAAAUUUUAAUUUUGCACCAGCUUACUUUUGAUGUUAAAACUCAUUUACUUAAAUUCAUUCCAAUGUUAGGCAGUCUCCACCAUAGGUAAAAUUUGUCUCUGAAGAUUCAUUUUCCAUAAGCCUAUAACUUUCUUUUCUACAUUCAGAUUUUGUCCCUUUUUCUUUCUUAUAACCAGAUUUGCUUUAGGACAAAUUUACUUUCCCUUAACAAAAACAUCUCAAUACCUCAUAACUUAUCUUACCCAAAACAUAUGCAAAUUUCCUUGUAUACAGAGUUUCCCUUAUUAUUUCUAGUAGUGUCAAUCACAUAUAUUAGAAUUCUUAACUCAUAGAAACUUUAGUUUCUAGUGAAAAUGAAGUAGUAAGCAAUUGUGAAUUGUCUAUUACACCAGCACUCUUUAGAUUGGCAUAUUUUUUUCUAAUAUAUUUUAUAAUUUCUAGAAACUUGCUUCAUAAUACAGUCUUUCAUCUUAACACAAGACAUGUUUACCAACAAACACAAUAUUUUUUGUUGCUCUGUAUUAGUGUUAAAAAAUAUUCAACUAGGGGUGCAUGGGUGGCUCAGUUGGUUAAGCGACUGCCUUCGGCUCAGGUCAUGAUCCUGGAGUCCCUGGAUCGAGUCCCGCAUCGGGCUCCCUGCUCAGCAAGGAGCCUGCUUCUCCCUCUAACCCUCCCCCCUCUCAUGUACUCUCUCUCUCUCAUUCUCGCUCUCUCAAAUAAAUAAAUAAAUCUUUAAAAAAAAAAUUCAACUAAGUAAAUUUGAAGAUCCAAUUGGCAAGAUUCAUGAAUUGAGUAGCAUUCUUUUUACCAACUAGAAAGGAGCUCCAAGUAUCUGUAAAAUGGAAGGCUUUCACAGGCAGAAAGGGCAGUAAUUAAUGUUCAGUAUUUUAUCUUAUUUGGAAAUGAUUUGGAUACUUAAUGAGUUUCACUUACUGUUUAAUUUAACUAAGCAAAAUUUUAAAGUUUCAGGUUCCCAAAAAGAUUUUGGAAACUUUUUAGCUACACAUACCAUAAAACAAAAAAAAUUUUUUUAAGAUUUUACUUAUUUACUGAAGACAGAGAGUGACAGAGAUAAUGAGAGAGAGCACAAGUGGGGAGGAGAGGGAGAAGCAGGCUCCCCACUGAGCAGAGAGCCCAGUGCACGGGGCUCAAUCCCAGGACCCUGGGAUCAUAACCUAAGCCACAGGCAGACGUGUAACGGAGCCACCCAGGCACCCAAAACAAACAUUUUUUUAGCUAAUCUCUAACCCCUGUGAGGCUUGAACUCAUGACCCUGAGAUCAAGAGUUGCAUGCUGUAUUGACUGAGCCAGCCAGACACCCCCCGUAAAACAUAAUUUUUGCUAAAAAGUUCACUGAAAAACUCUUAACUCAUUUACACCUAUUUGAAUCAUUUGCUCUCAACAAUUAUGUUUAGAUUACCUAUGAAAAUUUCAUGAGACAUUAGACAAAAUCAGCCACCAUUCAAAGUUAGAGAUAACAUGAACUUAUUUGAUUCAGAAACCCAGAUAGAAUAAAAAGUUGUGUGUCUGUAUUAUAUUCAAUCUUGGUAAGUCUAAGACAUGUCUAUUUUAAUCAAACCAGCCACCUUAAAUUAGCUUUUUUUUUUUUUUUUUAAUUUUUUUUUAUUCUUAUGUUAAUCCCCUUACAUUACAACAUUAGUUUUAGAUGAAGUGUUCCAUGAUUCAUUGUUUGUGCACAACACCCAGUGCUCCAUGCAGAAUGUGCCCUCCUAAAUACCCACCACCAGGCUAACCCAUCCUCCCACCCCCCUCCCCUCUAGAACCCUGUUUGUUUUUCAGAGUCCAUCAUCUCUCAUGGUUCGUCUACCCCUCCGAUUUCCCCCACUUCAUUCUUCCCCUCCCGCUACCUUCUUCUUCUUCUUCUUUUUUUUUUUUCUUAACAUAUAUUGCAUUUUAAAUUAGCUUUAAUACUGAAUAUUUUCCUAUAUCAUGUGAACCUGAAAUUCAUUUGGAUUAAGUUUCUAUCUUAUUUUUGAGAAUUUUUAUGAAUACUAAAGUUAUAUAAGCCCUUUUCUUUAAGCUAAUCAAAUGAAUUCUUUUUUCAGAUUAAUUUUGGCAAUACCAUUGGAGGUAGAAAAACACCAUAUCUAGAGCAUACAGAAAUAGACAUACAUAUCGACAAAUACAGAGAUCUUAUAGCUUCUCUUUUAAAACAAUAUAAAACUCACUACGUUAUAAGUAACAGUUGGAAUAAUUUAAGUUUACUUGCUCAGAUGCCCUAAGGUUUCUUACUAUUUCUGGAGAAGACUUUUAAGAUUUGUAUUUGUUCCUGAAAGUAAUUUUGAAGAGGCUGUGGUCUAGAGUCUUAGCCCUUUUUUGCAGUUUGUGUUUUUAAAAGGCUUCAUUUUCUUUUCUUUCUUUCUUUCUUUUUUUUUCUUUAGUCUUAGGCAAGUGUGGGUGUUGUUUUAGAUACCUCCUGAGGUGUUUAUAUUUCAAAGACAUGGUAAGAUUUGUAUCUUUAAGGGACAGAGAAAGAAUGCAAGUUUCUCCAAGAGAGACUCGGUUUUCUAAGGCCAAUAAUUUGCGAGUUAUUUGAGAUAAAUAGGGGAGGUUUUAGGAUUGGUAAAAAAAAAAAAAAAAGGAGUAGAUGGAUGUUUGAUUGCCUCUAGAGUUGCAUUUUUUUAGUUUUGCAAAGAUUUGUAAGAUAAGGACAGUUGCAAAAAAAAGAAGUUAAGGACAGUUGCUCUCAUUUUUUUUCUUUUCUUCUUACAUGCAGGACAGUUGUAUUUCCAGUGUCCUGAUUUUUUUUUUACAGUAUCUGCAAAUGUCUGAAGGCAAAUAGGAAGGGGUCUGAGUGGACUUUGAUUUUUGUUCUAAGUUCUGUUCUUUGAUCUUGUUAAGGGAGUCCCUAAGGCUAGCUGUGAUACCAAUAAGACAGUGAGAGAUCUCUAAAAAGAAUUUUUUUCUUUCAAAUAUAGCCAAUUUAGAGGAUCCAUCAUCUGGCCAUUGACAAGUAGGAUCUUAUAUUAGUCUCAAUAGUGACUUAAACCAAUAAGCCUUUUUAUGGCUUAACCAUGGAUCAAAGAGGCAUUCCCAAAGGAGAGUGCAAAAAUGGAGCCCUCACAAGAUCCAGAAAGUUUACUCCCAAAAUUAGCCUAAGAAAGAUCUAGCCACAAAUGGAAUGCAACCCACGUUUCUUUCUGGCCAAAUUAGUGACAAGGAAGGUUGAGGUGACAAAAGCCCCUUAGGGACCAGAACCCCUUAUGACAAAUUCCUCUGAGAGCUGGCACAGUUGGACAGACAAUGCUGACUAUUAGAGCCACAGCCUAUUGGGCUGCUUACCAGAUGCAUGCUGGUAUGUGCAUCCUCCAGUUGGCAGAGACCAGAGAGAAUAUUCUCAUUGGUUAUAAAGCUAAGCUUUCAAGACAGAAGAUGAGAGGAAAGCCUAGUCAGACCUAUGGUUUUCCAUACCUAUGACAAAUGACCCAAAAGACAGAGGCAGGGCACUUGGGUGGCUCAGUUGGUUAAGUGACUGCCUUUGGUUCAGGUCAUGAUCCUGGAGUCCCAGGAUCGAGUCCCACAUUGGGCUCCCUGCUCAGUGGGGAGUGUGCUUCUCCCUCUGACCCUCCCCUCUCUCACCUCUCUCAAAUAAUAAUAUAAAAAAUAUAAAAUUCUUAAAAAAAAAAAAGACAGGGGUGCCUGGGUGGCUCAGUCGGUUAAGCGUCUGACUUUGGCUUAGGUCAUGAUCUCAGAGUCCUGGGAUUGAGACCCAUGUCGGGCUCCCUUCUCAGUGGGGAGUCUGCUUCUCCUUCUCCCUUUGCCCCUCCCCUGGCUUGUGCUCUCUUUCAAAUAAAUAAAUAAAAUCUUAAAAAAAAAAAAGAGGCGAAAGAAAACAGUGACCAUCUCCGAGAGGAAAAGGAUCGAUUGAAAAAGAGUACUCGUAACAUAUUUUUACCAAAAUUGCUAUACCCAAUGACCUAGUUUCACACAUAUUUUUUCCUGCUAAUUUAAAUUUAGAUAAAGAAAAAGCCUCUCACCACUCUCACUUUCAUUAGACCCUGCAGGCAGAGAUCCAGGAAACCGAGGUAGUAAGAAUUCUUAUAUUCUACCAACUUUUUGUCAGAAAUCCCAGGAUCUUUCAGCUAUAGCAGUCCCAGGGUGAGUAACGUCCAGUCAGUUAAAGUUUAUCCUGUGAACUAUUCCAAAUGCUGGAAAGGAAAAUUUUUACUUUACCCUUCAAGAUUCUUUUGCCUGGUCUAAGAAUUAAAUUGACUUGAGACACAUUAACAAGAGAAAAUCAAAUUUAAUUCCUUACCUAUAGGGGCUCCAAAGGAAUAUGAUGUUCACAGGCAGUCAGGCAAUUGAGGCUUUUAUGGCACCCAGAGCUAAGGAGAAAGAGGUAGGGGUCUGGUACUUCAAAGGGAAGGAAGACAAUUCACAGGAAGAUGAAAAAGAGUAAGUAUGUUUGGUAAACAAAUGUUCACUGCACCAUAAAGAAACAGGACACAGGAAUUUUAACAAAUAGACUUUGCCAAGUUCCUCCCUGACCACCACCCAGGUUCAUUUUAUGCUGUGGUUAUCUAGGGUGGUAACUCUCUUCCUAGAGGAGAUCCUCUAUCUAAAUCGUUUUAGGCAGUUAGGGGGAAGGACAAAGGUUCUUCCUGAGCCUUCUGUUUCUUAAAAAUAAUCAGCCUAAAAUAAUCCAUAUGCCAAAGAGACAAAUUUUGGGGGUGGCAAAUUUUCUCCCCUACAACAUAAAAAAAGAACUUUACAAGAUUCAUGUUCAUGUCCCCCAGUCAGUUUGUAGGAAGGAAUGAGGGUUCUUUAAAAAAAUCCCCAUCUGCCCUGUCCCUCAAAAUAGAGUUCAGUUGUGGAAGACUUAAAGGGGGUGAAGGUAAUCAAUACAAAACUGAACUUUGCCAAAAGGGUUUGUAUUUGCUGUUAACCAAUAUCAGCCAAAGAAUGGCACAAGAAGGCAGAAGGGCCAUGUAACAUUUUUUUCUUCCCUGGAGCCCCAAUCUGACUUGGAUUGGCUGGCCAGGUCAGAGGAUAGAGGUGAGGUGCUAAAUCCUCUGGGCACAGAAGGACCACUGACUUUGGACCUCAUACACCGAGAAGGUGCCUGUCUUCAGAUCCCCUCUGAGCUGAAAGAAGGCAAAUAACUUCAUAGGUUACUAUAUGGUCCAUUAAACUAUAGAAAUAGCCAUUUGCCAGUUAGUGUACCACCACUUCAAAUAUGUCCUAUAGAGAAUUUAGGGAAAAAUCUUUUCCCCCAGUAUCAGGAAGUAAAUAAAUAAAUAAAUAGUAAACAAUAAGUAAGUAAAUAAUAAUAACCAACUAGAUAAUCUGGAUCCAGGAGCAUCUACGUGAGAAAGCUAUCAGAUGCACCCAAUUCCACCCAAUUGCCAAGACAGGUGGGAAAAGCUGAUCCUUCUCUUCAUUGAUGCUUAUGCAUGUAAUUUUAGUAAAUAGAGAAGGAUAAUGUGAAAGUUUAACAAAUAGCCUCCUUCCCUCUCCCUGUACACAUAGGGAACAGUUGAAUAAAAGCUAAGGGAAUUUGAUUCUGAAGGUCCCUGAAGAGCUGGAGAAAUCUCUUCCCUGGGGAUCCGAUCCCGGAAGAAUCAACUUGCAGCUCCUGUGGGCAAGCAGCUGGGGAACCAAUGCUGGAGGGGCAAGACCCAGCAAGUCCCUGUUGCCUUAUGGGAGUCCCAGGACAGAAGUGGUUGCAGUGCAUCACACCAGGCCCAUUCCUUAUCGAUCAAAUACUACACCUAGUUUUGCACCCGGAAAUUUGACCAAUUAACUGUGUGCAUGGUUUGUUGAGCUAGUUUCAGGAGACACACAGUGAUUAAACGUUUGUCCUUCCCUUCCAUUUUUUAAAUCUUAUAUUGGAGAAGGACUGAAGAUUGCUGGUGAUUUGUUCCAUUUCUCACUCUUAACAUUGCCAGGUGCGAAAUCACUUAGCUGUUCAGAAUUAAACACAUGCUCCCAGCUAAACUUCAAAGCUUCUUGAGAGAUUUAAAAUUUUUUGACUAUCAAAAGCAUCACCAUAGUUAUAGGAAAAAUCAGUACUCUAUGGUAUUUCUUUACUUUCAUAGUAUUUUUUUUUUUUUUAAAGACUUCAUUUGACAGAGAGAGACACAGCAAGAGAGGGAACACAAGUGAGGGAGAGGGAGAAGCAGGCUUCCCGCUGAGCAGGGAGCCCGAUGUGGGGCUCAAUCCCAGGACCCUGGGAUCAUGACCUGAGCCGAAGGCAGACGCUUAACAACUGAGCCACCCAGGCGUCCCGUUUCAUAGUAUUUUAAAUUAUAAAUGCAGAGAAGGGAUGAGAAUCCUAAUCUUCUCAGUGCUUUUCAGAGGCCAUUAGGGGUCUUAAUCAGACUAGAUAUGCCACAAAGUUACCAGAAUGCCCUGGGUAGGGGGACAAGUGUAGGGCUGCCCAAGAGGCCUGGACCACUAAAGGGGGGAUUGAAUGCCAGGAGUAGGAGGGUGCCUCCCAUUCCAGGAGCUCAGAACCCUGAUCUUGGAUUUGGUUGGCAGCUUAUGGACAUAUCUAUCUACAAGGAGUUGUUUUGUUUUAGUUUUAACUUUAUGCAAAUAACACAUAGAUACAUUGCCCUUGAAAAGCAUUUAAUGCUUACAAAUUAAGACUAAAGUCCCCUAUGACCAAUACCAUCUAUCCUGGUUUCCUCCUCUUCCCAAGCAGUAACCUCUAUGGCCACUUUAAGUGUAAAUCCUUCCAGUUUUUUAAUCAUUUUUACCUACUUAAAAUAUAUGCCCAUAUUUAUGGUAUUGUUUUAUAUAUUUCUGUGACAUAAGUACAAUCAUACUGUAUGUUUUCAUGUCCUGCAAGUUGCUUUUAUCCUCAACAUGUCUUGAGACUUACAAAUUAGUACUGCAGAGACCACCAACCUACGAAACGGGUCUAGAGAAUAUUUCAAAGUGGAAACAUCUUAGCUACAGAAUAUGCUGAAAGAAAUGUCAUCUGAAUUUCCCUUAUCUGAUCAGGAUAGAGUUUUACUAGAGUCAGCAACCAGCAUUCUCCCCUACCAACCCAUUGAUUCUUGAGUCAAGGAGGCAUUGACCUUGGGUGCUGGGACAUUCCAAAAAAAAUGUAAACAGGUCUCACCAGAACCUUCCAUCCUUUGAAGCCCAAAUGCUGCAGUGAAAAGCUUUGCACGUGCCCCUCUGUAUAUAUGUAUAAAGAUAUCUUACAAAACAGGAAUUGCUGGGGCACCUGGGUGGCUCAGUUAGUUAAGUGACCAGCUCUUGAUUUCAGCUCAGGUCUUUUUUUUUUUUUUUUUUAAAGAUUUUAUUUAUUUAUUUGAGAGAGAGAGAAUGAGAGAUGGGGAGCAUGAGAGGGAGGAGGGUCAGAGGGAGCAGCAGACUCCCUGCUGAGCAGGGAGCCCGAUGCGGGACUCCAUCCCGGGACUCCAGGAUCAUGACCUGAGCCGAAGGCAGUCGCUUAACCAACUGAGCCACCCAGGCGCCCGCUCAGGUCUUGAUCUCAGGGUCAUGAGUUCAAAUCCUGUGUUGGGCUUCACACUGGGAGUGGAGCCUACUUAAAACAAACCCACCAGGAAUUGCUAUAUCAUGGGUUACGUGCCUUUUAGACUCUAGACACUAGUAAACAGAGUGUAGAAUGUGAUAAAUGUUUAGCAACUAGUCUUCUAAAAAGGGGGAUAAGGACUGAAUUGUAGCAUUUGCUCAUUUCCAUUGUGUAAGUUUUCCCGCCAUGGCUGAUUUCAAACUACUAAUGUGACAUUAGUAAACUUGGAAUUGGGAAGAGAUAUGUACAAUCAGUUCUUGCAAGCUGGUGUGAGUCUAGCACAGUUCCCAGAAUCCCUCAAACUCAGGAUGCAAAGAGAUAUUGGCAAAUAGCCCUCUAAAGUAGCCCAACCAACUUAUACUUUCACAAGCAGUGUAUGAAAGUAUCUCAAUAUAAACACACUUUUUGCCAGUAUAAUUAGUCAAAAAUAAUGUUUCAUUUUGCCUUGCAUUUUCUCAGUCAUCAGUGAGGUUGAGCAUCUUUUCUUUGCUAUUUUUAUUUCUUCUUCUGUGAAAUGGUCCAUAUCUUUUGCCUGUUUUUCUUUUGAGUUGUUUGCCUUUUUCUUAUUGAUUUGUAGCAACCCUUGACAUAGUCUGGAAACAUCCAUCAAAGGAGUUUUCAGUCUAUUCUAGACAAUGAAAUUGGAAGAAUAUUUCCAAAUUUUAUUGAGCACCUGCUAUAUGAAUAUACCCAUCAAGGACUGGAACUGAGAGAGAACAGUACACAUUGUGUACAUCAAACUCUGUAUGUACUUGUUUAACAUUGUGGUAAGGUCAAUUGAACACACACGUGCAUACCAGCAAUACUAAUAAAAAGUAAUUACUAUGAAAAAAAUAAAUUGUAUUUUGGUUCA
Mirounga angustirostris (Northern elephant seal) is the source of this 24221-nucleotide messenger RNA. RefSeq names its product copper metabolism domain containing 1 (gene COMMD1). Lineage: Eukaryota; Metazoa; Chordata; Mammalia; Carnivora; Phocidae. Gene Ontology annotation, biological process: copper ion homeostasis; regulation of proteasomal ubiquitin-dependent protein catabolic process; negative regulation of protein localization to cell surface. Gene Ontology annotation, cellular component: endosome. The record is from RefSeq and is a predicted model, not a curated record. The transcript is spliced from 4 exons. The coding region runs from base 254 to 649 and encodes 131 amino acids.